UGCAGCUUCCGCUCCCUUCCCCGAGACUCUUCACGGUACAGGAGGGAGAGCGAGCGCCCGAGCCAACAGGGGCUUCGAUCCGUACCAAACCAGGAAGUGGAAAAGGAAGCACCGCCGGAGGGUGCAACGGCGACCUGGCUUGGGGGGCGAGGGGGCUGCCCGAUCGCAGGGGCACACGAGUGCAGCCUCAGGCGCGCCAAAUCCCUCAAGUUUACCUUCGCUUCUCCCGACCUCCCCACCCCUCCCAAUGGCUUCUCCCGGGGACCCUCUGCCUGAAGCAAACACUUACAGCAGCACAGUUUGAGGGAGGAAUCUGGAAUCUUUCUUCCAGACAGAUCAGGCAAUGAAAGAGCCUGUAGAAGAUACAGACCCUAGCACUUUAUCCUCAGAAAAAUCACAAAAGUACCCUGUUCAAGAUACAGCACUACCAAAAGAUGAGGAAUACCAAACGGAAAAAGUGACGUUGGAAAUAGCAUCUGUUAACAUUAGGAGCCUAUCAUCAAAUUCGGGCCUCAUACAACAGCCAGAAGAAGAUGAUGACAGCCAAAGUAGUACUGGUGAUUCACCCACAGCUCUGAAGAAAUUAUGUACAGAAAAUGGCACCUGCUCCUUAUGUUUGUCUUGCCAACCAACCAUCAGUGACUUGCUCAAUGAUGAGGACUUGUUGUAUAUGAUGAGGAUAAAAUUGGAUCCAUCCCACCCUACUGUGAAAAAUUGGAGAAACUUUGCAAGCAAAUGGGGAAUGACCUACGACGAAUUGUGCUUCCUGGAACAGAAACAACAGAGUCCCACCUUGGAGUUUUUGCUACGGAAUAGUGACAGAACUGUGGAGCAGCUGAUUGAUCUUUGUAAAUUAUAUCAAAGAGCUGAUAUUGAGAAAAUGCUGCUGAAGUGGGUGGAAAAAGAAUGGCCAAAAAGAGGGCAUGGAACCUAUCAGAACAAUUUAUAGAUGAAAGAAAAUGGCCGAUUCACACAAUUUCUAUGGUAGAAAAUUGAGAAAGUAACAGAACUUGGUUCAAUUUGCCAGGUGUUUAUGUGUGUAGCUUUCCUUUGUUAGUGAAAGGAAACAUGUUCAUUUUUACAGCAUAAAAUGUUCACUAUAUCUGUGUACCUAGUCUUUGUAAUGACAGGGAUGAUUUUUAAAUACGAAUCAGUUCAAUGCCUUUUGUAGUUAACUUUAGAUCUGCUGAGUGCUGUUCAUAGGUUUUUUCCCCCAAGCAGCAAGAGAAAAAUUACAACCACCAAACAUUAUUUAGGGCUAGCUGCACAGUUCCUUCCAUCUAACAAACGUUGGACUUUCUUCUGUUCCCAUUUCCACUGAGAGAGGAAUUAAAGUGAGAGAGGAACAGUACUCAACUGCCAGGGCCUAUGCCACCCUUUCCCAGAUUGCCUCCUUUCACCACAAAGAGGAGAAAGCAAACCAGAACACAAUUGGGAUAUCCCCAUAUAAUUUCACCAAGCCUGACCACUCUAGUGGUGAGAUAAGAUAGAUGUGAACAGUUCCGAAAUAAGGCAUGUAUGUCUGAGUAACCCAACCUAGAAGCACCCAGGGCUGGCACCAGCGUUUGGCAUUGUUGGGCUUCGACCAAGAGCCCACCUCAGCCCUGUCAACCUCCAGAGCCCCAUGAGCCCUGCCACUGCUACCCUCCUUGCUGUUGCCUGUUCACCAGUUCUCUCUGAAUGAGCUAGCAGAGUCAGGAGUGAGGAGGAGGACCAAUACCAUCCACUCAACUCUCCCUCUCGUUAUGAUGUGUAUUGGACCCAGAGGGGCAGGGCAAAUUAAUGGCAAUGGCAACAGCAAUGGGAAGGAUGUGGGGCUUCUGAAGGCAUCUUGCCAGGAGUCCCUCAAAACCUGGAACAGACAGUGAGAGUACUUAAUGCUCUUGCCUUACGUUUGUGUCAAUACAGCUUCAGCUGCACUGCUGCAGUUAAAGGUCCUGGAUUGAGUGACACAGAAAAUUGUGUCAGCUUCCCUUUGCUGUUGCUUUUAAAAGCUGCAAUCAGCCAAGACAUUCCCUUGACUUAAGGUUGGCUCCCCCCGCCCCAUCUUCUGAGUAUUCAAUGUCAUUCAUAUCUUUCAAGUUCUGACAUGCUUAAUGAAAAUAAACCCUGAAUAUUUUAUGUUUGGAACACUCCAUGUUUCAAAUAGCUUGCUGUUUAGAUACUCUGCUCUGAUAAAUUAAUUUAGGGCAAGCAUUAUAAACAACAAAGUCAUUAAAUAAAUUUGUGUUAAAUAAAGAAACACCUUUAGGGUGCACAAUCCUGUACCGUUUGUAAAUUUAAAAAAUCAUAUAUUUAGUUCACAGAGAAUUAUCACGAGCUCAUACUUCUUGAUUGUUUCAGACUAUUUAACUUUGCUAGUCUCUCUGGUUUAGAUCUCUUAGCUGCUUUCAAUUAAAGUGGUUAGAUCUCAAAUAUGGCAAUAUAUUAAAAUAUUUUUGGAGUGAUUACAUUAAUUGGAAUUGCUCAUUCCCUGUGGCAAGUAGAAGAUUUGUUUCAACUUGUUUUCAGAGACAGUGAGAAUUAGUGUUAGAGCAGGCUGUUACAAAGCACUUACCUCUACAAUAUUAUCAUAACAAUUAUGAGAGAUCUAUUAGUAAACUUUACUAAAUGAUACUAUUGAAAUAUUCUUAGAAAUUAACUUUCAGAUUAAUUACAGUUGAUCAGCAGAGCGAAUAUGCAUUGGUUUAUAUAGCAUGACACAAUGGAGGGCAGAGGGCCAACUCAGAGGUAAAAGCCCAGACACUUUGAGUACAUUACAGUUCAUUACAUUUGCGAAGGGAAACACAGUAUAUGGGGGGGGGGAAUUGUUUGAUAUAUAUGUGAAUGGAAAAAAGGAUCAUUCGUUAUACAUAGGAAUCAGACAAGAAAAAACAUAGGAUCAAGUCUUUUAAAGAAUAAAGGGCCAAAACCAGGCUAUUGUUUUUUAAAAUGUUGAGUUAUAGCCCUAAGCAUGCAUGCUUAGAAGCAACUCUUAUUGAAUUCAGUGGGACUUACUUCCAAGUAAGUAUGCUUUUGAUUUGAAACAUAGUUUUCAGAAAUGGUGAGCUCUUGAAAAUUCUUUUGAAUAUCUGUCGGAGUCGGUGCUUCCAAAAGGAAAAAUAUUUAUUGAAGAGUUCAACUUUGAUGCUGUUCUGCUAAUUCAGUCGCACUUCAUUGUAAUACAGUGUUGCAGAUCGAGCAAGUUAGGAUGAAAUGUUGAUUGAAACCCAAGCCACCAGAGUAUUACUUCUAUUACUGUGUUUAUUACAUAAUAAUAAUAUGUUGAACUUUAAAAAAUUGCUAGAUUUUCUUACUGUAAUGGAUCUGUGUUCACAAAGUCUCAUCUGUAUGUAUCACCAGUUUUUGUUAUAUGUUUGUUAUAUACCUUGCAAUCCACUGUUAGUAGAAAAAAACAAAUCCUGUUUUUUAUUAGAUUUUCA
Messenger RNA from Rhineura floridana, 3422 nucleotides. It is a transcript of the gene EDARADD, whose product is annotated as EDAR associated via death domain. NCBI's taxonomy places the organism in Eukaryota, Metazoa, Chordata, Lepidosauria, Squamata, Rhineuridae. Gene Ontology annotation, molecular function: protein binding. Bases 344 to 949 code for a protein of 201 amino acids. The transcript is spliced from 7 exons. The record is from RefSeq and is a predicted model, not a curated record. Gene Ontology annotation, biological process: signal transduction.